AUGGUUUACCCUCGAAGGCCCUUCUCAUCCUCCGCGUAUGGUGGCUUCAACCCUCCAAUGCCAACACUCUGGCAGAAGACUGCCUCGAAACUACUCGGCGGGAUGAUGUGGUUUUUCAUGUUUUACCGGAUCCGGGAAGAUGGUCAACAGGUCUUUUUGGGAAGACACCCAUGGGACCACGGCGCACACGGUGACAAGCUCAUACAAGCACAUGAUGAACCUGAUGAGCACAAAUGA
Molecule: messenger RNA, 237 nt
Organism: Puccinia triticina
Lineage: Eukaryota; Fungi; Basidiomycota; Pucciniomycetes; Pucciniales; Pucciniaceae
Exons: 3
Coding region: 1-237 (78 amino acids)
Cellular component (GO): mitochondrial inner membrane
Source: RefSeq, a predicted model, not a curated record